Solanum pennellii is the source of this 441-nucleotide messenger RNA. RefSeq lists its product as uncharacterized. Gene Ontology annotation, molecular function: nucleic acid binding; zinc ion binding. The record is from RefSeq and is a predicted model, not a curated record. Bases 1 to 441 code for a protein of 146 amino acids. The transcript is spliced from 2 exons. Lineage: Eukaryota; Viridiplantae; Streptophyta; Magnoliopsida; Solanales; Solanaceae.
AUGACUAGGUUUGUCACCGGUGUUGCCGACCUUGUGAAAGAAGAGUGUCGUACGGCCAUUCUCCUUGGUGACAUGAACUUGUAUAGACUCAUGGUGUAUGCUCAAUCUAUUGAGGAGUCCAAGCUUAAUAGGAUUUCUAAAAACUUGAAGAUAAUAGACCAAGGGGAAGGUGGUAGUAGUUCUCAAGGUGUUAAAACUAUUUGUGUUACUUGUGGGAAGAAGAACUUUGGGAAGUGUCUAUUUCGUAACGGAAAUUGCUUUGGUUGUGGUAAGGAUGGACAUAAGGUGAGGGAUUGCGAUAAUGAUUCAUAUAGAGGGGGAGAAGCUAAGCAAGAUCCUCCUAGUGCUCCAGAAGGUGGUGCUCCAAAGAGGAAUCACAUAUAUGCAAUGCGAGCAAGAGGAUCAAAGCCGGAUGAUGAAGAUGAUGUUGAUAAGUUAUAG